AUGGCCGGCCGUGGGCACGGCUGCGGCUGCUUCCCGGGCCACCUGAACGAGGACAACUCGAGGUUCCUGCUGCUCAUCGUGCUGCUCAUGCUCUACCUGCUCGGGGGCGCCGCGGUGUUCUGUGCGCUGGAGCGCGCGCCCGAACGCCUGGCCCAGCACAACUGGGGCAGGCGGCUCACCAACUUCAGCCGCCACUACAACGUGAGCGUCGACGAGAUCAAGAACUUUCUGCGCCUCUACGAGAAGGCCACCAUGGCCGGCAUCCACGUGGACAGCGUGCGACAGCGCUGGGACUUAAUGGGCGCCUUCUAUUUCGUGGCCACCGUCGUGACCACCAUAGGGUUUGGGAUGACAACUCCCACGACAAUACCAGGGAAAAUUUUUCUGAUCUUUUAUGGCCUCGUGGGCUGUGCAAGUACCAUCUUGUUCUUCAACAUCUUCCUGGAGCGUCUGGUCACCCUCAUAGCCUACACCAUGAAGUUGUGCUACCAGCGGAAGCUGCAGAGACAAAGGACUUUGCCCCAGGAGGACACCACAAAGUCGAGCACACACUUAGAUAGCCUGAGUGACUGGAAGCCUUCGGUGUACCAUGUCAUGCUAAUCCUGUUUCUGGCCUCCCUCCUCAUCUCCUGCUGUGCCUCACUCAUGUACACCUCCUUUGAAGGCUGGACCUACUUGGACUCACUUUACUUCUGCUUUGUGGCCUUCAGCACCAUUGGCUUUGGGGACCUGGUCAGCAGCCAGCGUGCCAAGUACGACAGCCAUGGCCUCUACGGCUUCGCCAACUUUUUCUUCAUCCUCAUGGGAGUCUGCUGCAUUUACUCCUUGUUCACCCUCAUUGCCAUUCUCAUCAAAAAUCUAGUAAACUGGAUUCUACAGAAGUUGAAAAGAAGGUGCAGCUGUCAGGUCAGGCCCAGGUUCCUAGAAAAACGCAGAAACGCCGUGAUGCCGGGUCACGUCCAGAACCGUAGUAGCAUCUCCAUCGACUCAGACGGUGUCCUGGAGAGUGACGCAAGCAGGUGGCGGCUCUCGGGAGAGAUGAGCUCCAUGGAUUUCCUGAACUACAAGAGCUCUCUGACCAUACGGCAGAAGCAGUCCCACAGCAUAGCCAGCCACUUGCAGCACCAGGCCGGCUCAGGGUUAGAGGAUGAGUUCUCAGGAGGGGUAGGAGCCCUGGCCAUUAUGAACAACAGGCUGGCAGAGACCAGUGGGGACAGGUAA
This is a messenger RNA of Suncus etruscus (white-toothed pygmy shrew), 1221 nucleotides long. RefSeq names its product potassium two pore domain channel subfamily K member 13 (gene KCNK13). The transcript is spliced from 2 exons. Gene Ontology annotation, biological process: stabilization of membrane potential; potassium ion transmembrane transport. Gene Ontology annotation, cellular component: membrane. The record is from RefSeq and is a predicted model, not a curated record. NCBI's taxonomy places the organism in Eukaryota, Metazoa, Chordata, Mammalia, Eulipotyphla, Soricidae. Gene Ontology annotation, molecular function: potassium ion leak channel activity. The coding region runs from base 1 to 1221 and encodes 406 amino acids.